Cladophialophora carrionii CBS 160.54 is the source of this 345-nucleotide messenger RNA. RefSeq names its product 60S ribosomal protein L44. The record is from RefSeq and is a predicted model, not a curated record. The transcript has 4 exons. The coding region runs from base 1 to 345 and encodes 114 amino acids. Gene Ontology annotation, biological process: translation. NCBI's taxonomy places the organism in Eukaryota, Fungi, Ascomycota, Eurotiomycetes, Chaetothyriales, Herpotrichiellaceae. Gene Ontology annotation, molecular function: structural constituent of ribosome. Gene Ontology annotation, cellular component: cytosolic large ribosomal subunit; ribosome.
AUGGCCGCUGAAACGGGAGGCUUCUGUGUCAACGUCCCAAAGACCCGCCGCACCUAUUGCAAAGGCAAGACUUGCAAGAAGCACACUCAACACAAAGUCACGCAAUACAAGGCCGGCAAAGCCUCGCUAUUCGCCCAAGGAAAGCGCCGAUACGACCGCAAGCAGUCCGGUUAUGGUGGUCAAACGAAGCCUGUGUUCCACAAGAAGGCUAAGACAACCAAGAAGGUGGUGUUGAGAUUGGAGUGCACAUCAUGCAAGACCAAGGCACAAUUAUCACUCAAGCGAUGCAAGCACUUUGAGCUGGGUGGUGACAAGAAGACGAAGGGUGCCGCUCUUGUGUUCUAA